UAAAGUUAUUAUAUUAAAGUAGUUAGUGGUGUCUAUGACUCCAAAUUGGCAAAUGUGAAUAAUUGUUGAUGAUUAUUUGUAUUCAAUUUUGUCAUCAUCUUUUGAUAAUCUAAUGUGAUAGAAUUUCUCUCUUAAGUUCUUAGAUAUUUCAAAACCUGCUUUGCAUCUGGCAGCAGUUGCACUGUUGCAAUUCAGUAAUUUUUAUGUAAUAAAGUAUAUUAGAAAGUUAUCUUCAGAUGGAUUCUUCAGAUCUUCCAGACUCCAUAAACUAUGAUUUGAUUGAAGAAGGUCUUUAUCUAGGUAAUUUGAGCACUGCUGCAAGCCCUGCAACCCUCAGCAAGCUCCAUAUUACGCAUGUGCUGACAGUGGCGUCCGAGUCCCUGCCACUCUCGCUAACUCAGAAGAUGCCAUACAUCAUUUUCCACUAUAUACAAGUUGAUGACAUUCCUGGCUCUGACCUGCUCUCCCACUUUGAAUCUUCCUGUAAUUUUAUUGCUGAGGGUCAAGCCAUGGGAGCUGUCUUGGUUCACUGUUACUUUGGAGUAUCUCGGAGUGCCACGCUGGUGGCAGCUCAUUUGAUGAGGAAGCACAAGCUGAACUGGCAUCAGGCCCUUGACAGGAUUCGCAGCAGACGAAGAUGUGUGGGUCCCAAUGUAGGUUUUCUGCAUCAACUUGAUCUGUUCCACGCCCUGCAGUGGAAGCUUGAUGCUCACAGCAAACUUUCCCCUCUGUUCAGACUUUACAAGCACAAGAUGCUCUGCACCAGAAUCAGAACUGAACCUCAUCGGCUGAAGGAGUUUCUUACAAGUUAUCUGGAACUCUUCCAGGAUGACUCGCAUGUCAACAGAAAUCCUGGCCUGUCCUGCAGGUCAUGUAGAGCUGUGUUGUGCAGCAGAGCUUGCAACGUUCAACAUUGCCACGGCUGCUGGCCUGCUCUGGAAAAUGGCCACAGUAACAAGGUGUGUGAAAGAAGCUUCUACAUGACAGCUCAGCCGUGGAUGCUCUCUAGCGCCUACACAUCCAAGAUGGCGGGCAACCUCAAGUGUCCCAAGUGCAGUAAGGAAAUCGGACGAUUUCACUGGCUAAGAGACUUGCCGUGUGCCUGCCGGGAGGUGGUGCCGUGCGUGGCAUGUGUGGCUGACGGAGAAGUUGACGCCGGUCACAUCUCCCUGGACGCUGGCUCUGUCAGCUCAUGCUGACUGCCAGCGGGACUGUCAGCUCCCGCUGACUUCCUGACUUCAUCGUAGAGACGUUCAUAGCAUAGUUGGCUUCAUGCGCUAGCAUAAUUUGAUAUUUUAAUAAUCGCACUGUGACGAUAACAACACUAGCUCCAUCUUAACGUAUCUCAUGAUGGUAUUUCUGAUUAUUAAAAUCAUCACUUAGGCAUUUUUUGGAGCGGUAUGGUACUAAAAAAUCUUACUGCGUGUUUUAGAUCCUUAAAGCUCCAGUAGAUCCAUUAUUAUUUAAAAUUUGUACUUUAGUCGAAUAUUUCGCGCGAGUUUUACUGGUUCUAAAGGGUGAAUUUUCAUGAAAAGUAUUCACAAACGGACACGAUUAGAAAUAACACACGAGACGACUUUGUUUUUUUUCUUUCAUUGUGAUUUUCUACUUUAAUUACUUUGCUUUGACCAAAUUUGCAAGUUCAUGAAUAGCAUCUCAACGCUGCUUGCGUAUUAGAAACUUUUUUAUUGAUGUUAUUUUACCAAGCCUGUCUGUGAUUUAUAUGAUCUCUUUUAAUCUUUCUCUUAGAUGUUCUUAUCUGUCGAUCACUUUACCUUGAAUAUUAUUGUUGUACUUUGAUUUUGGUAUACGAGAUGACGUUAUGUCUGAUUCUUAAACUGCAAUUAAAUCGUGUCUUAUGUUCUCCUGCAUGUCCAUGCAAUCAGGCGUCUUAUGUUCUCCAAUAUCUGCAAGUAAACAGGGCGCAAAUGAAAAAUGUCUUAUUUUCAAAUUGAUUGUGAAUGUAUCUCCUCUUGGAUACCGGAAUUUUAAAUUCACGACCAGAAGAUUUCACAUUGUUGAUUACCAUCAAGAACAACUCAUAUUUUCAUGGCGUAAAAUGAUCGUUGAAUCCCACUAAACUAGCGUCUGCUGCCCCUGCUUGCUGUUAGGGUGGGUGCAGUUGGACGGGUUAAUGCAUUUAUUAUUUCUUUUGUGGGAGGCAAGCAACCUCUUGCAGUGGCUACUUUGCUAUUGUGAUUCAUUCAUCAUUGAAUAAAUAAUAAACUUGUCAUGUAUCAGCUAGACUUGGUAUGUAUCAAAUAAAACCGUCUCGCCUU
Molecule: messenger RNA, 2279 nt
Organism: Hyalella azteca
Lineage: Eukaryota; Metazoa; Arthropoda; Malacostraca; Amphipoda; Hyalellidae
Product: dual specificity protein phosphatase MPK-4
Exons: 9
Coding region: 237-1199 (320 amino acids)
Biological process (GO): protein dephosphorylation
Cellular component (GO): nucleus
Molecular function (GO): protein tyrosine/serine/threonine phosphatase activity
Source: RefSeq, a predicted model, not a curated record